AUGGCAGACCUGACCCCCACACACAUCAGCUGGCAGCCAUCAGUGAACGCAGCCAACCACCACACUGACAGAUAUGCCAACACCGAGCUGACCGUGAGGAGAGGACAAGGCUUCACCAUCACCCUGUACUUCAACAGGCUGAGGCAGAAUGGGGAGAGCCUGGCAUUUGUCACUGAGAUAGGGCCAUACCCCUCGGAAUCCCAUCGCACCAGGGCUGUGUUUAACCUCUCUGAGGCCGGGCCCAGUGGCUGGAGUGCUGCCCAAGGACCCAGCGAGGCCACAGCCACCAACUUUGUGAUAACCAGCCCAGCCAACGCUGUCAUCGGGCGAUACAACCUCACCCUCCUGGUAACCUCAGGGAACAAGAUCUCCUCCAGAUACCUGGGGCAGUUUGUGUUACUCUUCAACCCUUGGUGCACAGGUGAUGAUGUCUUCAUAGCCAAUGAAAAUGAGAGGCAAGAAUAUGUUCUGAAUGAAAACGGAAUAAUCUUUGUGGGCAACGCAAGGUACAUUGAAGCAAGAGCAUGGUAUUAUGGACAGUUUCAAGACCUUCUAAACAUCUGCCUCACCAUGCUGGAUCUGAGCCUGUACUACCGCCAGGACCCAGGCAUGGACGUGUCACGGCGAGGAGAUCCCAAAUACGUGGGCCGAGUUAUCAGUUCUAUGAUCAAUGGAAAUGAUAACGACAACGGAGUUCUCCUGGGAAAGUGGCAAGGAAGCUUCCACUCUCAUGAGAAUCCAUCCAGGUGGGAUGGCAGCGUGGUCAUCCUCAAGAAGUGGCGCCAGGACAACUACAGGCCCGUUCAGUACGGCCAGUGCUGGGUGUUUGCAGGUGUGAUGUGCACAGUUCUGAGGUGCUUGGGGAUUCCAACCCGUUUGGUUUCCAAUUUUAACUCUGCCCAUGACGUGGAUAGAAACCUGAGUAUUGACAAGUACUAUGACAGCUCUGGAAGGAGUCUUAAUAUCAGCAAGGAUUCCACAUGGGAUUAUCACGUCUGGAACGAAAGCUGGUUCGUUCGCCCAGACCUGGGAAGGUCGUACAACGGGUGGCAGGUUUUAGAUGCGACCCCGCAAGAACAAAGCAAAGGGAUUUUUCAGUGUGGCCCUGCCUCCGUCGUAGCCAUCAAAGAAGGCGAGGUGGACUUGGAUUACGACACCUUGUUUGUGUACACGGAGGUGAACGCUGACUGCAACAGGUGGAUCGUGUACAACGAUGGCACCAAGAAAAGGGUUUAUUGUGAUACUGAAAUCAUUGGCAGGUUCAUCAGCACCAAAGCCCUGGGCAGCAACGCCCGGGUGGAUGUCACCGCUAACUACAAAUAUCCGGAAGGCUCUUCCGAGGAAAGACGUGUUUACAAAAAGGCCUUGGCCAAGAUAUUGGGAACGAGUGUCACAGAAGGACGCACAGAAUCUGCGGAUGGGAGACCCUCAGAGACAGUCAGAAACCCUGGCAUUGCUGGGAAGUUCAAGCUGGCUGAGCCUCCAGUUUUUGGCAAAGACAUUAAUCUAAUCUUAGUUCUCAACAACCUCUCCUCUGACCGCAAGGCCGUGAGGGUGGACAUGAGUGCCUCCACCAUCCUGUACACCAGGAGAACAGUGGCAGAGAUCCUGAAGGCAACCACUUCUGCGGAGCUUGGUCCUAAACAAGGGAAGCAUAUCCGGGUAAAGAUCCCUUAUGCUCAUUAUGGAAAAUAUCUGACCACUGACAAAAGGAUCCAAGUCACUGCUCUGUGUGAAGUCAUGCGCUCGCACGGGCUGAAGCUGCUGGUAGAGAAGACAAUCAUUUUAGAGGACACAAACAUCAUCAUUAAGCUUCCCCGGAGGAUUGUGGUGAACAGAGCUGCGACUCUGGAGAUCUCCUACGCCAACCCCCUCCCCGAGCCCGUGAGCCGCUGCGUCCUCCUGGUGACUCUGAUGAACCAGCAGGUCAAGAUAAAUUUGGCACGACUGGCACCGAGGGAGAGAUCAAAAAUUUAUUUUGAAUUCACACCUCGGAGGAGUGGGCCCUUACAGCUGCAAGUAGACUUCUCUUGUGACAAAUUUUCACACGUUAAGGGAUUUGUAACCAUUGCAGUAGCACCUUCAUAA
This is a messenger RNA of Pipra filicauda (Wire-tailed manakin), 2088 nucleotides long. Its product is annotated as protein-glutamine gamma-glutamyltransferase 6-like. The transcript is spliced from 13 exons. The record is from RefSeq and is a predicted model, not a curated record. The coding region runs from base 1 to 2088 and encodes 695 amino acids. NCBI's taxonomy places the organism in Eukaryota, Metazoa, Chordata, Aves, Passeriformes, Pipridae. Gene Ontology annotation, molecular function: protein-glutamine gamma-glutamyltransferase activity. Gene Ontology annotation, biological process: peptide cross-linking.